Molecule: messenger RNA, 2044 nt
Organism: Pygocentrus nattereri (red-bellied piranha)
Lineage: Eukaryota; Metazoa; Chordata; Actinopteri; Characiformes; Serrasalmidae
Gene: opn8a
Product: opsin 8, group member a
Exons: 4
Coding region: 108-1166 (352 amino acids)
Biological process (GO): G protein-coupled receptor signaling pathway
Cellular component (GO): membrane
Molecular function (GO): G protein-coupled receptor activity
Source: RefSeq, a predicted model, not a curated record
AUGACUGUGAUUAGAGGAUGUAAAUAGGAGCAUGGUGGAGGGGAGAUUAAGCUGGAGCUGGAAUUCUCAGGACAAUGUCAGUAGCUGGCUCUGACUGAGAGGGAAAAAUGGAUGAGCGAUACACCUCUAAAUUAUCCCCUGCUGUUGAUUACAGUGCUGGCUUUUUCUUGCUGGUGGUGGCCAUCCUGUCCAUUUUGGGGAACGCUGCUGUGCUGAUUACAUCUACUCGACGCUAUGGUCUCCUGAAAGCUCCAGAGCUGCUCACUCUCAAUUUGGCUGUGACAGACAUCGGCAUGGCACUUAGCAUGUAUCCGCUGUCCAUUGCCUCAGCCUUCAACCAUGCCUGGAUCGGAGGUGAUCCAUCCUGCCUGUACUACGGACUGAUGGGAAUGAUCUUCAGUGUGGCUAGUAUCAUGACACUGGCUGUCAUGGGCAUGGUGAGAUACCUGGUGACAGGAAAUACUCGCAAAACAGGUAACAAGUUUCAAAAAAGAACCAUAAAUAUUCUGAUUACACUCAUCUGGCUGUACUCACUGCUGUGGGCAAUGUUUCCCUUGCUGGGUUGGGGGGGUUAUGGACCAGAGCCAUUUGGCUUGGCUUGCUCUGUGGACUGGGCUGGCUACCAGCACUCCUUGAAUGGUUCUACAUUCAUUAUGGCUCUGGCCAUUUUGUGCACCAUUAUCCCUUGUGGAGUCAUCUUAUUCUCCUAUUCUGGCAUUGCCUGGAAGCUCCACAAGGCCUACCAGACCAUCCAGAGCCAUGACAUGCUGCCCAACACUGGGGGUGUUGAAAGGAAAGUCACGCUAAUGGCCAUUCUAAUCAGCUCUGGCUUCGUUGUCUCCUGGACACCCUAUGUGGCCAUCAGCCUCUGGACUAUGUUUCACUCUGAGGGGAAGGACAGUGUGGCACCUAUUGUCAGCAUGCUGCCCUGCCUGUUUGCCAAAUGCUCCACAGCAUACAAUCCCUUCAUCUACUACAUCUUCUGCAAGUCUUUCCGCCGGGAGCUGAGGCAGCUCUGGAGCUGUUGUGGGUGCCAGCACUCAGUGGCUGAGCUUCCUUAUGCAGAAGAGGAGCACAAUCAGUGGAAGAUCUCAGUCAUGCUCAAAAGUCCAAGAGAACAGAGAAGUCAAUGCCCUUCUCCAGGGGUCUGUCAGACCACUUCUUAAGGCAAGCAGGAUGACCAGGCGACAAGUUUAUGUUAGUCCUGGAACAGCUCUCCAGACUGUACACGGACAAUGAUCUCUAAGAAGUUUCAGGCACUCAUCCACACAGUAGCCUUCUGGCCUUAAACUGUAAACUAGCAGCACUAACCUCUCGUACAAAAUUGUGACAAGACUCCGUCUCAAUAACAUUAGGCGAACGCUGUCUUAUCAGAAUGAAUAACUCUUGAGAGAAUAUGCAGAUUAAUAUAAUACUGUGGGGGAAAACGCCUGUCCACCUAAAAUCCGUAUGCCAUAAGUUGUGAAAUUGUGAGUAAGGCCCCAGGAAAGCUCUAUUUACAGCUCAGAUCUGCAGAGAAGAGUAAUAGGUAGCAAUGAAUCUAUGUAGUUGGUGAUGGAUGGUGAUAAAAUGUGCAUUUUAUUCAAUUCUGUUGUAGUAUUCUUCAUUUUGGCUGCUUGCUUUUGACUAAGAGCACAAAUCUUAUCUAAUUAAUUAAGGUGUUAAUGUAAAGCAGUCAAAUUUGACCAGUUUAAAAAAUCGAAGAGCACUGAAGGAGGAGAGAGCAGCAUCACCCUGAAAACAAGAGAGUACUGGAAAGGAAAAUUGCUGGGAAAAGUCUCCAUUAUCAUAUGAUCAUAUGAAGAGUGAGGGUGGUAAUAUACUUCUAGCUAAUCAAAACACAGGAAGGUAAAUUACUACUAGCAAAUCAGAGCACAGAAGGCCAUAUACUACCAAUUAAAUGCCAGAGGGAAAAUUCUAGUAGCCAAGUCAUAUUACAAUUUCCCAUAUUGGAAUAUAAUAAUGAGAUAAUGUUUUCAUUAUUUCUAGGCUACAUUUUGAUUCAUUUCCAUGAAUGUUUGUGAGAAUGUUUGUACCUGAAUGC